Daldinia childiae is the source of this 1041-nucleotide messenger RNA. RefSeq names its product Casein kinase I like protein 1. The transcript has 4 exons. Gene Ontology annotation, biological process: signal transduction; endocytosis; peptidyl-serine phosphorylation. The record is from RefSeq and is a predicted model, not a curated record. Gene Ontology annotation, molecular function: protein serine/threonine kinase activity; ATP binding. Gene Ontology annotation, cellular component: cytoplasm; nucleus. Lineage: Eukaryota; Fungi; Ascomycota; Sordariomycetes; Xylariales; Hypoxylaceae. Bases 1 to 1041 code for a protein of 346 amino acids.
AUGGCCUCCUCGUCGUCAAACGUCGUAGGCGUCCACUAUAGGGUGGGAAAGAAGAUUGGUGAAGGAUCAUUCGGUGUCAUUUUUGAAGGCACCAAUUUACUGAACAACCAGCAAGUCGCCAUCAAGUUUGAACCACGGAAGAGCGACGCGCCGCAAUUACGAGAUGAAUAUCGUACAUAUAAGAUUCUUGUCGGAUGCCCUGGUAUCCCUAAUGUCUAUUAUUUUGGACAGGAAGGUCUGCAUAAUAUUCUUGUCAUAGAUUUGCUUGGACCCUCGUUGGAAGACCUGUUCGACCACUGCAACCGAAGAUUCACUAUCAAGACCGUUGUAAUGGUAGCGAAGCAAAUGCUCUCCCGAGUGCAAACCAUUCACGAGAAGAAUCUCAUCUACAGAGAUAUCAAGCCCGACAACUUCCUCAUCGGUCGUCCUGGGACCAAAGCCGCGAAUGUUAUUCACGUCGUCGACUUUGGUAUGGCUAAACAGUACCGAGACCCGAAGACAAAACAGCAUAUUCCGUAUCGAGAGCGAAAGUCCUUGUCCGGAACUGCCCGAUACAUGAGUAUCAAUACCCAUCUUGGACGCGAACAGUCACGGCGAGACGAUUUAGAAGCUCUCGGCCAUGUGUUCAUGUACUUCCUCCGAGGUGGGCUUCCGUGGCAGGGCCUGAAGGCUGCGACGAAUAAGCAGAAAUACGAGAAGAUUGGUGAAAAGAAGCAGACCACACCCAUAAAAGAUCUAUGCGAAGGUUUCCCAGAGGAGUUUAACAAGUACCUUACUUACGUGAGGAACCUCGGUUUCGAGGAUACCCCUGACUACGAUUACCUGCGUGAGCUAUUCACCCAAGCACUCAAGAACACUGGUGAGGUGGAAGAUGGCGAGUACGACUGGAUGAAGAUUAGCAAGGAGUCAUCCAAGGGCUGGGAUGCUAUGCACAAGCCUGGACCUUACCACAAUCCCAAUAAGCAGCCGGGUGUCUCUGCCAGAGAGAUGCACAACCAAUCUCGUAUCAAUGCCCCUGGCGGUUUACUCACGAGCGUUUAA